This is a messenger RNA of Schistosoma turkestanicum, 582 nucleotides long. Lineage: Eukaryota; Metazoa; Platyhelminthes; Trematoda; Strigeidida; Schistosomatidae. The record is from the annotation of a GenBank genome assembly.
CAUGGCGUUUCAAAUUCAGAGUAGUGCGUUACCUUUUAGUUAGGAUGUCUCAGAUGCAUGCAGUUGCUGAUGAUUUUGAUGCGUCUGAAUUAAAAUUCUCUAAAGAUUUUGAGAAUGCUGACACACUUAUGCUUGCUGAAGUUAAAAUAUUGUUGGAACAUAGAAAAGAACAAAAUGAAAAUGCAACAAUUCAUGAGCUGGAAUUAUCACCAGUAUUCACUAAAACAUUGAAUUAUGUAACACAAUUUUCAAAAUUCAAUAAUCGUGAAACUAUUGAAAGUGUACGAAAUCUUUUAACACAAAAACGAUUUCAUAAUUUUGAAUUAGCCUCGUUGGCUAAUUUAUUGCCGGAUACAGCAGAAGAAAGUAAAGCUCUAAUACCAAGUUUGGAUAGUCCACGUUUUACUGAAGAAGAGUUACAACAACUAUUAGAUGAAAUACAAUCAAAGCGAAGUUUUCAAUCUUAACUAUAAUAUAAGGCAGCAUAUAUAUGAAUGUUAUUCUUUUUUGUAUCUUAUUUGUAUCUUAUGUGUAUACUUACUAUUUUGUACAAAGUAAAAACCAAAUUCUCAUUCUAAAUAA